This is a messenger RNA of Sarcophilus harrisii (Tasmanian devil), 5448 nucleotides long. Its product is annotated as integrator complex subunit 6. Gene Ontology annotation, biological process: snRNA 3'-end processing. NCBI's taxonomy places the organism in Eukaryota, Metazoa, Chordata, Mammalia, Dasyuromorphia, Dasyuridae. The transcript has 17 exons. The record is from RefSeq and is a predicted model, not a curated record. The coding region runs from base 369 to 3848 and encodes 1159 amino acids. Gene Ontology annotation, cellular component: integrator complex.
CCCUCCGAGGUGAGCCCGUAAGAAGUUGGGCUGCUCGCAGUCGGGAGGCAGCGCUCCCGAGAGCAGUCUGAGCGCCCGGAGGCAGCGGCUGCGAGGCUGCCGAAGGGGGAGUGGCGGCGGCGGCGGCGGCUGAGAGGACGCCCGAGAGCCGGCCGAGAGGAAGGAGCGAAGGGGGUGUCCGCACUCCCUGCAAACGGGAGAGAAGGCGGCUUGGGGAGACGUGGACGGUGCCGUGACAAGAGGCUCAGGGCUAGACCUGGUCGCCUCUGUCCCGUCCCGUGCCACGCGUGCCCCCUUUAGCCUGAGGAACCCCUUCCCAGGCUCCACACGUAGCCAGGCAGGCAGGGCUCGGGGUCUCAGCCGCCAAGAUGCCGAUCAUGCUCUUCCUCCUGGACACGUCCGCUUCCAUGAACCAGCGCACGGAGAUGGGGACCACCUAUCUGGACGUAGCAAAAAAUGCCGUGGAGGUUUUUUUGAAGCUCCGCUCGCGGGACCCCAGCAGCCGGGCAGACAGGUACAUGCUGGUCACCUCCGAAGAUCCGCCCUACUGCAUCAAGGCUGGUUGGAAAGAGAGUCAUGCCACAUUCAUGACUGAACUGAAAAACCUUCAUGCUUCUGGACUGACUACUCUUGGCCAGGCUCUGAAAUCUGCAUUCGAUUUGUUAAAUCUGAAUAGAUUGGUGUCUGGAAUAGACAAUUAUGGACAGGGGAGGAAUCCAUUCUUUCUGGAACCGGCUCUUUUAAUUGCCAUAACAGAUGGAAAUAAGUUAACAUGUCCAACUGGUGUUCUAGAUGAGCUUCAUCUCCCUUUGACUUCUCCUCUGCCUGGAAGUGAGCUAACCAAAGAACCUUUCCGCUGGGACCAGAGGUUAUUUGCCCUGGUGUUGCGUAUUCCUGGGACGUACUCGCCUGACCCAGAGCCGCUAGGGAGCAUACCAAUGGAUGACUCUGUUAUUACACAACUGUGUGAAAUUACAGGAGGACGUUCCUAUUGUGUUAGGAGCCCCAAAAUGUUGAGCCAGUGCUUAGAAUCUUUAGUUCAGAAAGUUCAGAUUGGUGUUGUUGUUAACUUUGAAAAAGCAGAAGCAGAGCCUGUUUUGCUUACUGAAGACAUAAAAAGAAAGAAAGAUACACCCUGCGACACCCCAAAGUCACUAACGUCCUCUGACCAACAGCAGUGGCACAGUAGCCGAAAGCUCAUUUAUGUGCGUGCUAACCCUAAAACUGGGGUUCCUGUUGGGCACUGGCCAAUUCCUGAAUCUUUUUGGCCUGACCAAAACUCACCCACACUGCCUCCUCGGACAGCUCACCCUACCAUUCGAUUCCUCUGUGUAGACUGUGAGCCCAUGGUCAUAGACAAACUGCCUUUCGACAAAUAUGAACUUGAAGAUUCUCCAUUAACUCAGCACAUCUUGGAGCGCAAAUCGCCUGUGACUUGUUGGCAGGUAUUUGUGGCUAACAGCGGGAAGCACAGUGACAUGCAGCACCCCUUUGGGUACCUGAAGGCGAGCACCUCUUUAACAUGCGUCAAUCUCUUUGUCCUGCCUUACAACUACCCUGUCUUGCUCCCACUUUUAGAUGAAUUGUUCAAGGUUCACAAGCUUAAUCCAAGCCCAAAGUGGCAACAGGACUUUGAUGAGUACUUAAAAUACAUGCCUUCGUACUUCCUAUCACCAUUAAAGAAAGCACUAAGGAGUAUGGGUGCUUCCAAUGUGGUAAUAGAAAGUGUAGAAUCUGGACUUAGUUACAGCGUCAUCGCCUACCUUAAAAAACUCAACCAACAGAGCAAAGUUGAGGCUGAGAAAAGAAAUGCACUGGUGGGGAAGAAACCUCCGACUGAGACUGGAAUCAAAUUGAAAACUUUCUCCAUAAUUUCUAAUGCUGACUUUCACUCACAUCUUAAGCCUUUGACCUCAGGCAGUGCUCACAUUAGCCUGAUAGAAUUGAAUGGAAAAGAAGAGCCUACUUUUGAAUUAGCAAUCCCAAAGAAGGGUGUAAAGCCUCACCUGUACAAGAAUCCUUUUGAUAUUCCUCGGAGCUGUCUUUUAGACCAGCUAACUAGAAUGAGAGCCAAUCUGCUGAACACAUUUACAAAUGUUGUCGGGCAAAAUGAAGAUUCCUCUCACAGUAUUCCAAUUAUGCAAAUGGGCAACUACCAAGAAUAUUUAAAGACGGCACCUCCUCCACUUCGGGAGAUUGAUUCAGAACAACCAAAGAGACUUCAUGGUUUUGGAAAUCCUUUCAAGCAGGAUAAGAAGGGGAUGAUGAUUGAUGAAGCUGAUGAGUUUAUGACAAGGCCUCAGCACAAAAUGAAGCGUUCUGGAGACCAUCACUCUAUGGGAUCCUCGAGGAAGCGGCGAAGCUUGUCCCCAUCUACAUCAAAGAAGUCACACACCUCCAGUGGAAAGGCAGCAUUGGCAUCGAGGUCAUUUGCAAACCUAUCAAGGUCAUCAGCAUCCCCAUCGAGGUCAUCAUCAUCCCUAUCAAGGUCAUCAGCAUCCCCUUCGAGGUCAUCGUCAUCCUCGUCAAGGUCAUCGGGAUCCUCAUCGAGGCCAUCGGGAUCCUCAUCGAGGUCAUCGGGAUCCCCAUCGAGGUCAUUGGGACCCCCAUCGAGGUCACCAACAUCCCCGACGAGGCCAUUCUCAUCGAGGGCAUUGCUAUCGAGGGCAUACUCAUCAAGGGCAUUCCCAUCGGUGAUAUCAUCGGCAUCAAUGGCAUCAGCAUCACAGGCAUCAGCAUCGGUGACAUUGGCAUCAAUGGCAUCGGUUGCAUCAAUGGCAUCGACAGUAUCGGCAUCAGAGGCAUCAGCGUCGGUCACAUUGGCAUCAAUGGCAUCAGUGGCAUCGACAGUAUCGGCAUCAGAGGCAUCAGCAUCAGUGGCAUUGGCAUCAAUGGCAUCAGUGGCAUCAACAGUAUUGGCAUCAGAGGCAUCAGCGUCAGUGGCAUUGGCAUCGAUGGCUUCAAUGGCAUCAAUGGCAUCGACAGUAUCGGCAUCAGAGGCAUCAGCAUCAGUAGCAUUGGCAUCGAUGGCAUCAGUGGUAUCGACAGUAUCGGCAUCAGAGGCAUCAGCAUCAGUGGCAUUGGCAUCGGUGGCCCCAACAGCAUCAGAGGCAUCAGCAUCGAUGGCAUUGGCAUCGAUGGCAUCGGUGGCAUCAAUGGCAUCGAUGGCAUCAACAUCAGAGGCAUCAACAUCAAUGGCAUUGGCAUCGACAUCAGGAGCAUCAGCAUCGGAGGCACCAUCUGCAUCGACAUCAUCAUCAUCAUCGUCUGCCGGUCUCAAAAGACCCGUCCCAUUAUACAAAGAUGCAAGUAUAGGUCCAGAUGAAAGCGAAGAAAAGUUGGAAGAUGAUCAAUUUCCAGUUAGUUCAUCAUCACAGUCAGUUGAAACUAUGGAUGAAGCUAGCGUUCUGAGAAGUGAUUUGGAUGCUCUGCUCAACGAGUUGAAUAGCUUAAGUGGUGGGUUGGUCUACAGAGCUGGUAACACAGUUGGUAGAGGAUCCGGAAGUUUCAGUCACUCCCCACAUGGCCAAAGAGCAACAGCAGCACCGGCGGCAUCGGCGACGGCGACGGCAACGGCGGCAGCGGCAGCGGCAACGGCAACGGCAACGGCGGCUACAGCAACGGUGGCUACGGCAACGGCAACAGCGACACCAACGGCAACACCAACGGCAACGGCAACGGCAACACCAACAGCAACGGCAUCGACAUCAACAGCCACAACACAGUCAACUUCAGCAUCUGGGGCUAGUUCAUUGGACAACCCACAAGAAGAAAGCGAAGCUAGUUUCAGAGUUCAAAUACUGAAGGAAGUGCAAAAGCCCGGAAGAAGUUUAAAAAAUGAAUUCUAAUCCAGCGCCUUGAGACACCGCUAGAAGACUACAUUCAACAGAUUCCCAACCUAUACCAUUAAUGAUGACCAAGAAGAAGUUAACAACUGAAUUUCCAGAGUAACAACUAAGAAAUGACAGACUUGCCUCUCUCUUCUUAUAAUGAUCAAAUCCAGUUUAUUUCUGCCUUUGCCUGUAAGGCAACUUGAUAACACAAGAGUCUGAGUUCAGCUAUCAUGGCAUUCUAAUUUGACGACUCUUGGCCAGCAGAAGCUGGCAUGUGUAGCCAUAGUAAUUUCCUCCUAGGGAGUGGGGUGGCAUUUUUUUCCUGUGAAGGGUGAAAGCCCCCUUUGGAAGGCUAACAAGUACCUUUGCACAAAGCGGGUGCCGCCUGAACAGACCCAUGGCCUUUCUUUUGAAAGAGCGUCUACCCCACUCUCAGCCACCAUGUAUUCAAAAGUCAUUGACAUUGCCACAGACCUAAUAUCAUGAAAUAUUAUUUGUUGUGCUUUUAAAGUCCUACUUCGAUGUUGGUUGUUUUUACUAGAUCUAUUUGUUCCUCUCCCCACCCAAUUCACCUUCCCUUAGGAAAAAGAUCAUUUAAACAAAACCAACUGAGUUGGACAAUUUAUGCAACAUUCCACCAGACCCCUAAUUCCUCAUUUUACCAAUGGAAAGAGAGAAGUUUAGUUCAGCCGUGCCUUUUAAAUGAUGCAGGUUUCUGGGUAGACUGACCUGGAGAGUAAAUCAACCUGCUAAUUGGGUAUUAAUGAAAAAACAAGGCAGCCCUAGUCCUUUUUCUUAGCACUGGUUGCACCUUCUCUCAUACUUGCUGACACCUUACUUCUCUCCUCCUGGACUCUACUGUAGUCCAGCUGUACUAGCCUAUUUCUUGAUUUUCUCCCAUGCAAUGCCCCAUUUUAGUCAUCUUAGUACUUUGUGCUGGCUUAUCGCCAUGCUCAGAAUGUUUCCUUCACUUCCCCCACUUAGAAUCCUUCAAGAUAUACGGCCCAAACAAAUUUGGCUUCAGGAGACCUUUUUCCGCGCCCCCCCCCCCGCCCCCAGCCCACCAAGGCCCCUGUCCUUUUCCCCUCCCUCCUCCAAGUCUGCCAAAUCCACUCUCUCCUCAACUCCAGCCGCCAGUGUCUUUGCUGCUCAGGUUAUCUUGUACCUAUUCUCUAUGGAUCUUGUAUAUGCCUAUAUGUGUACAUUUUGUCUGUCCCUUUAGAAUGUAAACUCUUUGAGAACAGGGAGAAUUUUCCCUAUUUCUUUGUAUUCCCAGUGCUUAGAACAAUAUCUGACACACAUGUGCUUAAUACAUGUAUCUGGAUCAAUCCCCCCCUGCCAAUCCCUUGAAUAUUCUCUCUCAAACUCUGUUUUGCUUCGUUUACAGAUUUUGUGAAAAAUAGAUUUGAAAUUUCCCAGAUCCCUGACUUCAGCUUUCUUUUCAUCCUUUGAGGAUGACGCUUCUCAAGGCAGACAUGUAUUCACUGUGCUUUAUAAAUGCUAAAAGUUUUUCAUGUUCUACAAGAAAUUAUUUUUGAGCAGUACUGUUAAAAGUCAUUAAUUCUGUGACAAUUGUAUCUGUUUACAAAUAAACUUUGGACUCAACUCAUUUUCU